AUCCUUCCCCGUCCAUUGUUUUCUUCGCUCAAACAUUUGUCGUCUUCAUUUCGGAGCCUCUUUUCUCCUCUGCUUUUGACUCUUCCAAAUCCUGUCUGUUUGAUACACCAACAGAAUGGAAUCUUCAUUAACAGAAAUCAAACAAAAUAGCAGAAGCCAGAAUGGAAUGUCUUCCGAUACCGGAACUACAUGCGACGACGAAGUUAAAUUAGAAGAACUAGGACGAGAUUCAAAUUUUUCUGAUAUUGAAAUUGAAAAAAGAGAAAUUGUCAUCGACGAAGAAAAAAAUCAGGAAAUGAAAAAUGAAAAUGAAAAUCAUUCCGUUUCAAAUUCUGAUUCUGUGAUUAAUGGUAAAACACAAGUAAUUACCGGGCCAUUAUCACAGUUUCCAAAACCAGAAGCUCCGCCAGGAUUUCACAAAUCUCCACCAAAUCCAGAAGAACAAAAUGGAGGUCGACUGGAAAGAUCACAAUCGUUAUCGAACAAUUUCUCGAUGCCGACAAUCGGGAAGUUCUUUCGGGAACGAAGUAAUAGUUUCUCAACUGCUAUUUACAAAGGAAUUUCAAGUUUAAAAGAUAACAACAACAACAACCAUGGUAAUAGUAACGGCGAGAAUCCUUUAUCUUCAGAUGUUACUGAAAUUCAUCUCUCAGGAAUCGAAGUAAUUGUUCAGAAAAACAAUAAUACAACUUUGAACAGAGAAAUCGAAUUCAAAGGAAGAAUAAGUUUCUUUUCGAGAUCAAACUGUAGAGAUUGUGCUGCUAUUAGAUCAUUUUUCAGAGAAAAGGGAUUGAGAUUUGUGGAGAUUAGUAUUGAUGUUUAUCCACUAAGAGAAAAAGAAUUGAUUGAAAGAACCGGAAAAUCUUCAGUUCCUCAGGUAUUUUUUAACGAAAAACUAAUCGGUGGAUUAGUUUCGAUUAAUUCAUUAAGAAAUGAGAUUGAAUUAGAGAAGAAAGUGAAAGAACUAUUAGAUAAAAGAUGUCCUGAUAAUGGACCUUCAAUUCCUGUCUAUGGAUUUGAUGAUGAUCUUGGUGAAGAAAAAAUGGAUCAAAUGAUUGAUAUAAUCAGGGUUUUGAGACAGAGAUUGCCGAUUCAUGAUCGAUUAAUGAGAUUGAAAAUCGUCAAGAAUUGUUUCGCUGGUUCUGAAAUGGUUGAAGCUCUGAUUCAACAGCUUGAUUGUGGACGAAAAAAGGCUGUUGAAAUUGGAAAGGAGCUGGCCAGGAAGCACUUCAUUCACCAUGUGUUUGGGCAGAAUGAUUUUGAAGAUGGAAAUCAUUUUUAUCGGUUUCUUGAGCAUGAGGAGUUCAUCCCCAAAUCCUUUAAUUUUAGAGGAUCUACAAACGAUUGUGAGCCGAAGACUGCCAUUGAAGUGGGUGAUAAGCUCACUAAGUUAAUGUUUGCCAUUCUUGAAUCAUAUGCAUCUGAAGACAGGCGUCACUUGGAUUAUACAGGCAUCAGGAACAGUGAGGAAUUCCGAAGAUACGUAAAUUUGACGAAAGAUCUGCAGCGUGUCGACAUCCUAAAGCUCACUAACGAUGAGAAAUUGACAUUUUUUAUGAACCUGUACAACAGCAUGGUAAUUCAUGCAGUAGCAAGAGUUGGUUGUCCAGAAGGAGUUAUUGACAGAAAAGCCUUUUAUGGUGAUUUUCAGUAUAUAAUUGGAGGCUAUCCCUAUUCUCUUAAUAUCAUCAAAAAUGGAAUCCUCCGCUCUAAUAGAAGACAACCUCUCUCUUGGACCAAACCCUUUGGCUCUGGAGAUAAGCGCUUAGAGGUGGCUCUUCCAUCAGUCAACCCUUUAAUUCAUUUUGGAUUAUGCAAUGGAACACGGUCGAGUCCUAAGGUAAGAUUUUUCUCCGGUCAAAUAAUUGAAGCAGAGUUAAGAGCAGCUGCUAGGGAGUUCUUUCUAGGGGAUGCAUUAGUGGUUGAUGUCGAGAAAAGGACGGUAUAUCUCUCGGGAAUCAUCAAGUGGUUCCUUGUGGACUUUGGGCAAGAGAGAGACUUGCUAAAAUGGGUGAUUGAGUAUUUGGAUCCAACUAAAGCCGGACCUUUGGCACAUCUCUUGAACGAUGAAGGUCCGAUUAGUAUUGUUUACCUCAGAUACGACUGGUCACUCAAUACUUAAAACUUAUGAUACAAUAUCAUCAUUAAGCACCAAGCCUUAUGUUUUACACAUUCAUACAGGAAAAAGAAAGUUUUGUAAAAGGAUAUACAUCAACAAUUUUGAACAAGUGUAAAUAUACAGACAGUUUGUGAAUCUGUGAUAUUGCUUGGUAUGUUGUCAUUCAUAUCACAUCACACCCGCACGCAUAAAGGUGCUUUUUUAGCUCAAGUAGGAGAAGAUAUCAAGAGAUGUUGUUAUAAUAUGUAUACUUGUUUCACCAUAUUUAAAGCUGAGGGAUAUUUUGAGACGAAGGACAUCUCUUACUGAGACGCACAAGUUAGUGACUGAAUUCAAAUUCGACGUAUGUACUAAAAAAUGAGAGGGGAAUAAUUCUUUACCCAAACUAUGUAUGCUAAGAUUUGAUAUUGGUUGAUUGUUUCAGUAUUGUGGUAAUCACUAAUUAUUUAAGUUACCAAUAGGUAACUUUCUUUGUUUUCA
This is a messenger RNA of Papaver somniferum (opium poppy), 2599 nucleotides long. RefSeq lists its product as uncharacterized. The record is from RefSeq and is a predicted model, not a curated record. Bases 116 to 2122 code for a protein of 668 amino acids. The transcript has 7 exons. Gene Ontology annotation, biological process: intracellular signal transduction. NCBI's taxonomy places the organism in Eukaryota, Viridiplantae, Streptophyta, Magnoliopsida, Ranunculales, Papaveraceae.